Mangifera indica (mango) is the source of this 1800-nucleotide messenger RNA. RefSeq names its product EVI5-like protein. The transcript is spliced from 9 exons. The record is from RefSeq and is a predicted model, not a curated record. The coding region runs from base 425 to 1486 and encodes 353 amino acids. NCBI's taxonomy places the organism in Eukaryota, Viridiplantae, Streptophyta, Magnoliopsida, Sapindales, Anacardiaceae.
GUUAUGCUUUUCCAAUUUUAUAACUUUUAACUGUAAUUCGAUUUGAUCGCAAGAACACAUAAACGACGUCGCAUCGGUUGCUUUGUUAGUGCUCUGUUAAAUACGCACGCAUUUUCUCGAGAACGUUUCAGUCUGGUCAAAUCGUUCGCUUUCACAUGGCGUCGCUUCGGUCUUUUAUUUGCUUGGUUAUAUUACAUCAAAACUACCAUUUUUAGAGGCUUUAUUUUUUUUUUAAGUAUGAUAUUUAUGACAAACCAAAGAAGAGCAGGGAUCAAUCAUUCAUAGGGUCAGAUAAACCCGAAGAUAAUACUUACCCAGAUAUUGCAGUUUUUGAUACAACAUCGGUUAGGGAAUCACCAUGUCAAGUAAAGUAAAGCAUAGUUAUUUGCCUGGUCACAUGCUAUAGCUUGUUGGGGAUAGUGGAAUGGAAAGGAGAAGAAUAGAUGAUUAUGAGCCGGGUCCAGUUCCUUCACCUCGAGCAGUAGAUAGAUUUGGUUUUGUGAAGCAGGAACAAACUAGUUAUCCUGAGAUUGCAAUUAAGAGCAGGUCAGCCAUUGAAUUUGAGAGGGAGGAAAGACGAGUUAGAAAAUGGAGAAAAAUGAUUGGGGUUGGAGGGAGUGAUUGGAAGCAUUAUGUUAGGCGUAAACCUCCUGUGGUCAAAAGGCGUGUAAGGAAAGGAAUUCCUGAUUGUUUAAGGGGUCUUGUUUGGCAGUUGAUCUCUGGAAGUCGGGAUCUUUUGCUGAUGAACCCUGGUGUUUAUGAGCAACUAGUUAUAUAUGAGACAUCAGCUUCAGAACUGGAUAUAAUUCGGGAUAUUUCACGUACAUUCCCUUCUCAUGUUUUCUUCCGCCAGAGACAUGGACCUGGUCAAAGGUCUCUUUAUAAUGUUUUGAAGGCAUAUUCUGUAUAUGACAGAGAUGUUGGAUAUGUUCAGGGAAUGGGGUUUCUAGCUGGUCUUUUACUUCUUUACAUGAGUGAAGAGGAUGCGUUUUGGUUAAUGGUUGCAUUAUUGAAAGGAGCUGUACAUGCCCCUAUGGAAGGAUUGUAUCAGGCGGGGUUACCUCUUGUGCAACAGUACUUGUAUCAGUUUGACCACUUGGUGCAGGAGCACUUACCAAAGCUUGGAGAGCAUUUUACUAAAGAAAUGAUAAAUCCUAGUAUGUAUGCAAGUCAGUGGUUCAUAACUGUUUUCUCAUACUCUUUUCCAUUCCAUUUGGCUCUCCGAAUUUGGGAUGUCUUCCUUUUUGAGGGUGUUAAGAUUGUUUUCAAAGUUGGUUUGGCCCUCUUAAAAUACUGCCAUGAUGACUUGGUAAAAUUACCCUUUGAGAAACUCAUACAUGCUUUGCGUAACUUCCCCGAGCACUCCAUGGAUCCAGAUACACUAUUGCCAAUGGCUUACUCGAUUAAGGUCUCGAGACGGUUGGAGGAACUGAAGCAUGAGUAUGAUAAGAAGAAUGAAAAAAUUAGCUCAAUCUGCAGAAACUAAUGGAAAAGAGCUGCAAUGAAGGAUCAUCUCUCAGAUUAAGCUCACAACAAUCGAUCUGAUCAAUCUGCACAAUCUAACUUUUACACCAUCAUUAUUUUCAAUUAGCAUUUGUUGAGUUGAUCCUGUAUAUAAAUUUAUUUAUUCACUUUUUAUCAGGUCAAUUUGUAUGGAAAAGGUUCUGUAUCCGGUAUUGUUCAUAUGAAAAAGAAUUUCUUUUCCUGGGUUGAAAGGAGCUGAUAAAAGAGAAUAAUUCCGAAUUAAGUUGUUCAGUUUCCAAAGUUAAUUCUAUUUGGUUUAAAUUUGUUUUGUUUCAA